This is a messenger RNA of Drosophila rhopaloa, 1232 nucleotides long. RefSeq names its product RNA polymerase II-associated factor 1 homolog. Bases 115 to 1059 code for a protein of 314 amino acids. Gene Ontology annotation, molecular function: RNA polymerase II complex binding; chromatin binding. NCBI's taxonomy places the organism in Eukaryota, Metazoa, Arthropoda, Insecta, Diptera, Drosophilidae. The transcript is spliced from 3 exons. Gene Ontology annotation, cellular component: Cdc73/Paf1 complex. The record is from RefSeq and is a predicted model, not a curated record. Gene Ontology annotation, biological process: transcription elongation by RNA polymerase II.
AAAACAGAAAACUGGUCGAGCAAUUGGAACGGGAGACCGACAAUAAGCAGCAAAAGCAGCUAAAGCAAAACGAACACGAGCACGAGAAAACAAGAGGAAAGCAGAUCUUCCAUAAUGGCGGCAAAUGAAUUGGACAAAACGAAGAAGGAGGACGAGCAGGACAAUCAGUUCAUCUGCCGCAUUGUCUACAAAAAUGAUAUGCCCGGUCCGUCGCUAGAUUGCAAAUUUCUCCCCUGCGGCAAGGAUAUUCUGGAGUACACUUUGGAUCCGGUUUCGUAUCCCGAACAGGAGUCCUGCUUCUUGCAUCAUUUCAGGGGUCUUCAUUCGCUAUUUGACGUCGAUUUAGUGAACCAUUUGGUUUACGAAAAGCCACCCAGGAAUGUGCAGCAAAUGGAUCCCAGGGAUGCACCUCUGCUGGCGGAUACAGAUGCCCUGCAUUGUGGCAAUGGCAAGCCUGAGUCAAGUCCUGCCCAGGAAUCCGCCCAGAUGUUAGCCAAGGAGCGGAUUCCUCCUCCACUUCCUCGCCCAGGAUUACAGCGUCCUCCUGCCGAGCCAAAGGUCCUGAAAAGCCUGCAGGCCAUUAGCCUGGAACAGCAGAGGCAGAUGAUUGACAGGACCUUCGAGGAGAUCAAGCAACCCGUUUACCGGCAUCCCACAAAUCCAAGGAGCGAUGCUCGACCCGUUUCCAUUCUUCCGAUUUUUCCAGACUCCAAUUUCCAGAGCUUCAACUUCAUCCAAAUACAGUUCGAUGUUGCGCCCAAUGACAAUAGCCAGAAUUUAAUCAAGGACUGCGGCAACUAUCUGGUGAACUUUAAUCCCAUCCAACAGUCGGACCAAACUGGAGAGCAGAUAUAUCUAUCAGAUCAGCGUUAUAGCGAAGAGAAAACCGCUGAAAACGCGGAGCUUGAAGAGUGUUUUAUACUCAAGGAACGAGACGGCUGUCUCUAUUACGUAGGUGUGGAGAAACAUAUGAAAUUGAGGCGGGAGCUGCCACGCCCACAGGCUAUGGCCAACAAGUGUCUGCUGCAGGUCAAACGAGUACCAAUGGAAACAAAAUAGGGAGGAAUUGAUUUUGGGCAGGAAGGGAUCCCAUCGCAUGAUUGAAAUUCCCUGUUGAGAAAACAACUGCCCAGCGAUGAAAUAAGGCAAUAACAAAAUUGAUAUGAAAUUCUCACAAAUUGAAAGAAAUUUCCACUGGAAAUACCUGAAAAUAUUGCAUAAAUAAAAAUCAA